Messenger RNA from Haplochromis burtoni (Burton's mouthbrooder), 4498 nucleotides. Its product is annotated as rootletin. The record is from RefSeq and is a predicted model, not a curated record. Gene Ontology annotation, molecular function: GTP binding. NCBI's taxonomy places the organism in Eukaryota, Metazoa, Chordata, Actinopteri, Cichliformes, Cichlidae.
AGGUGCCUCAGCAGCGAACAAGCAGCUAUCAUCUUAUUCCCCCCAACAUGUCUGAGCUGAGGGUUGUCCUGCUGGGGAACAGCUGGUCUCAGAGGAGAGACGUGGGGAACUUCAUACUGGGAGGGGCCGUGUUCAGCACUGAGGAACCAGACUGCUGUGUGAGGGUCAGCGGGCGGUGCAGGUGGAAAGAAAUCGUUCUGAUCAACACUCCAGAUCUGCUGCAUCCAAACAUCUCUGAGGACAAACUGACAGAGUUGAUAGAAACCUGUGUGAGGCUCUCUGAUCCUGGACCUCACGUGUUCCUGCUGGUUCUACAGCCUGAAGACUUCACUGAGGAGCAAAGACUGAGGCUGCAAACAGUCCUGGAAGACUUUGGUGAUCAGUCAUUUGAACACUCGUUGAUAUUGAUAUCAACACCCACAGAGGAACAAUUAGCUUACACAGAAAAUUACAAGCAGCAUCCAGUAUUGAAGCACCUGGUCACCAUGUGCAGAUACAGAUAUUUAAAACAGAAAGAUCUUGAACUUCAGGAACUGUUGACACGCUUCAGUCAGAUUGUGAGAGAGAACAAGGAAAAGCAUGUGAGCUGUGAUUUAUCUGAAACUGGAGCAGAUGGUUCUCAUCAAACCCUGAAACAUCAGCUGUCAGUGCCUGCAAACAUGGAUCCUGCUCGAGCUGCUGCUCGUGGACUCAGGAUUGUGCUGUUUGGGAAAAACGAGGAAGAAAAGACGACACUUGGAAACUUCAUCACAAAGAAAAAUUCUUUUCAGUUCAGAAACAUUUCUCCAGCUAAACACUGUGAAGAUGCUGGUGGAGCGUGGAAAGAAAAACCAGUAACAGUGGUGAAAACUCCCGACAUGUUCAGUCUGUCUGUGCAGGGAGUGAGAGAGGAGAUGAAGAGCUGUGUGAGUCUCUGUCCUCCUGGACCAAACGUUCUGCUGCUGUUGGUCAAACCUUCUGAUUUCACUGAGGAGAACAGACAGACUCUGAAGUUCAUCCUGAGUUUGUUUGGAGAAGAUUCCUUUAAACACUCGAUGAUCAUCAGCACGUACAGACAUCAGUGGAAAGAAACAAGCGCCUCUGUGAACAAGCUCCUUCAGGACUGUGAUGGAAGACACUACAACAUGUUUACCAAUGAGCACAAAGUGUUAAUGGAGAAGAUUGAAGACAUGCUGCAAGAAAACAAAGAAAGCUUCCUCAUCCUCACUGCAGAGAAGACAAAGCAAGAAAAACAAGAGGACUGGGAGAGGAAAGAAAAAGAGUGGCAGGAAAAUCAGUCCAGGGAAAUUGAAAGAAUACGUCAGGAGGAGGAAGAAAAGCAGAAAAAGCUCCAAGAAGAGUUUAAGCAGGAAAGAGAAAAAUAUGAAAUAACAAGAAAAGAAAAUCAAAUCAUUUCAAAACUGGUGCAACAGCAUGAAGAAGAAAUGCAGCAGAAAGAGGAAGCACACAGAAAAGAGUUUAACCUGUUACAGAAAAGCUGGAACCAGAAAGAAAAGGAACUAAAAGAAGAACUGAUGAGAACACAACUGCAACAAGGAAUUAAUGAAAAUAAAAAACAGAUAGCAGCCGUAGAUACAGUGGUGAAGAAGAGCAUGAGGGAGGAAGUUUCCAGUGAGGAAACAUCGGUUUCACUGCCAGUUCCUCGUGUCAAACAUUGUGCACGUGAACUCAGGAUAAUGCUGUUUGGAAAAAGUAAUGACAAGAAAUCAGCCCUGGAAAAGCUCCUCGUUGGGAAAAAAGAGUCUAAAGGUUUUGGAGGAAAGCAAUCUGGUGCUGCCUCUGGAGAGAGGAACAGGAAACCUCCCACAGUUGUAAAAACUCCCAACAUCUUCAGUCUGCCUGUGAAUGAGCUGUUUAAAGAGAUGAAGAGCUGUGUGAGUCUCUGUCCUCCUGGACCAAACGUGCUGCUGCUGUUGGUCAAACCUUCUGAUUUCACUGAGGAGAACAGACAGACUCUGAAUUUGGUCCUGAGCUUGUUUGGUCAAGAUGCUUUUAAUCACUCCAUCGUCAUCCGAACACAUAACGAGGAAGGGAAUAACUCAGUGGAUAAACUCAUUGAAGAAUCCAAACAAAGGCAGCACUUCGUUAAUUUUGACAGGAAAGACUCCUUCUCAGAUUCCUCAGAGUUGAUGGAAGAAAUGAAUGAGAUAGUGAGUAAAAACUGGGGAAAAUAUCUAAUGUUAAAAGAAGAGGCUAAACCCAACCUGAAGUCCAGUCUGAACCUGGUUCUGUGUGGGAGGAGAGGAGCAGGGAAGACGUCAGCAGCCAAGGCCAUUUUAGGUCAGACUGAGCUUCAUUCAGCCUCCAACUCAUCAGAGUGUGUUAAACAUCAGGGAGAGGUGUGUGGACGUUGGGUUUCCCUGGUGGAGCUGCCUGCCUUGUAUGGAAAACCUCAGGAGGCAGUGAUGGAGGAAUCACUCAGGUGUAUCUCCCUCUGUGAUCCUGAGGGUGUCCAUGCCUUCAUCCUGGUCCUACCUGUGGCUCCCCUCACUGAUGAAGACAAGGGAGAGUUAGAGACCAUCCAGGACACAUUCAGCUCUCGAGUCAAUGACUUCACCAUGAUUCUGUUCACUGUGGACUCAGAUCCUACAGAUCCAGCUGUUGGUAACUUUGUAAGACAAGACAAAGACAUCCAGAAGCUCUGUCAGACUUACAGAGGACGAUAUGUUGUUCUCAACAUUAAGAACAAACAGCAGAUUACAAAGAUGUUUGAGGUUGUGGACAAAAUUAGUGAGGCCACAAACAAACCACACUGUUAUACAAAGACAACAUUUCUACAUGCACAGAUGGACAAAGUCUUACAACAAGAUAAAUCCAUACAGAUGCAACAUGAUGAACUUGAGAAGCUGAAGACGAACAUGAUGACUUGUGAUGAAGGUGGAGAACAGGACUCAGACUGUCUCAGGAUUGUGCUGCUUGGGAAGACCGGCUGUGGAAAGAGCUCUACAGGAAACACCAUUUUAGGAAGAGACGAGUUUACAGCUAAAUCAGGCCAAAUAUAUGUCACACAUUGUUGUAAGAAGGCAGAGGGUGAGGUGGACGGUCGUCCUGUUGUUGUGGUCGACACUCCUGGUCUGUUUGACACAAGUUUGUCCAAUGAAGAAGUUCAAGAAGAGCUGGUGAAAUGUAUCAGCCAGCUGGCUCCAGGACCACAUGUCUUCUUGGUGGUGAUAGGGGUUGGUAGAUUCACAGCAGAGGAGAGAGAAACGAUCAGGCUCACUAAAAGAUUCUUUGGGAAGAACUCAGAAAAGUUCACCAUCGUUCUUUUCACCAGAGGAGACGAUCUGGAGCGUCAGGGAGAGUCUAUUGAUGAUUACAUCAAGAACAAAUGUCAUGAUUCCUUUAAGAAGCUGAUCUCUGACUGUGGAGGAAGAUACCAUGUGUUCAAUAACUCUGACAAGCAAAACCGCACACAAGUCAGUGAGCUGAUAGCAAAGAUUGACACCAUGAUGAAGGACAAUGGAGGAAACUUCUACACCAACGAGAUGCUGCAAGAGGCUGAAGCAGCAAUAAAGAAGGAAAUGCUGAGGAUCCUGAAGGAGAAGGAAGAAGAGAUGCAGAUGGAAAAGGAAGAGAUUGAAAGAAAACAUGAGCAAGAAAUGAAAGCAAUGAAAAGAAGAAUGGCAGAAGAGAGAGAAAAAAUAGAAAAGGAGAGAAAACAGAAAGCUGAAGAACUCGAGGAAAUGAUGAACAAAAUUAAGGAAGAACAAGAGAAGAAGAAAAAAGAAGAAGAAAUGAGAGAAAAGGAGGAAAAGAACACUGGAGAAGAAAGAUAUCGACAACAAUUAACAAUUCAAGAAGAACUUGAAAAGUUGGACAGACAAAUUCAGUUGGAAAAAGAGGCAAAGGAAAGUGUCGACAGACAGCUGGAAGAGACCAGAGAAGAGAUGCAACGAAAACAAGAAGCCUGGGAGAAAGAACAAAGAGAAGAGCGAGAGAAACAAAGACAAGAAGAUGAAAAGAGACGACAGGAGGAGGAAGAAAGAAUCGACAAACUGCUGGAAAGUUACAAACAAGAAAAAAUAAAAUACGAAAACAACAAAUUACAAGAGGAACAAAUAAGAAGAGAAAUGGAAAUAACAGAGAACAAUCAUCAGAAAACACUGGAGGACCUAAAGAAGAGCUAUGAAAGAAAAGCCAGACAGAAAGCAGAAGAGUUCAACGAAUCCCAAAAGAAACACAUGGAUGAAUUAAAUGCUCAGCGGGAAAAACACGUGAAGGAAAUGAACGACAAGGAAGAACGUCAAAAACAAUUAAGUGAACUGAUUCAAAAAAUCUUAAAUGAGGAGGCCAAUGACACAUCAGCCUGCAGCAUUUUGUGACGAGAAAUGAAUGAUUUCAGUUGUUUUUCUUUCAUUGUACUGGGAAAAAAAUGUUAAAGAAGCACCGAUUUGUUGUUCUGCAUGUUUUACGUGUUUGGGAUUUCCUCACAACAGCAAAUAAUUCUGGUGUGUCUAACCUGCCUUAAAUGUUUUAUCAUAAAGAAAGACGACACACA